Molecule: messenger RNA, 2327 nt
Organism: Scatophagus argus
Lineage: Eukaryota; Metazoa; Chordata; Actinopteri; Scatophagidae
Product: fizzy-related protein homolog
Exons: 14
Coding region: 246-1721 (491 amino acids)
Biological process (GO): positive regulation of anaphase-promoting complex-dependent catabolic process; positive regulation of ubiquitin protein ligase activity; anaphase-promoting complex-dependent catabolic process
Cellular component (GO): anaphase-promoting complex
Molecular function (GO): anaphase-promoting complex binding; protein binding; ubiquitin ligase activator activity
Source: RefSeq, a predicted model, not a curated record
GAGGCGCACGUCACAGGAGUGACAAAAAUCCCACAAUGCAAUGCUUUUUUCACCUCAGCUAACCUGAAUUACUGUCCAUCUGAGAGGGAUAACUUUACAUUAUAUCGCUUCAUUUCAGCUCAGAAUUUCGCGAAUUGUUGUUCCUGUUGUUCCUGGCGUUUGUCCCGUCAUAUCCACGGAGUGGCUCGCUGUUGUAUUCUCCGACCUCCCAGCCAGUGGUUGUGGGAUCAGGAUUUCAGCUUAGGAUGGAUCCAGAGUACGAACAUCGCCUCCUCCGCCAAAUCAACAUUCAAAACGACAACUUGAACCCUGCUAGUUUGCAUUGUCGGACACCCACGAGCUCCCCGUUAUCCUCACCCAGUAAACUUGGAGACAGGUUCAUUCCCACCAGAGCGGGGGCAAACUGGAACAUCAACUUCCACAGGAUCAAUGAAAAUGAGAAGUCGCCAACUCAGAACAGAAAAACAAAGGAUGCCUCUUCUGAUAAUAUCAAAGCGGAUGGGCUGGCCUACUCUGCUUUGCUGAAAAAUGAGCUGCUGGGAGCAGGAAUAGAAAAGAUCCAGGACCCCCAGACAGAGGACAGACGUCUACAACCAUCAACCCCAGAGAAGAGAAGUCUCUUCACUUAUUCACUUAACACCAAAAGCUUGUCACCAGGCAAUGACACCAACAUCUCUCCCUACUCUCUAUCACCUGUCAGCAGCAAAAGUCAGAAAUUGCUGCGUUCACCAAGAAAGCCAACUCGCAAGAUUUCAAAGAUUCCUUUUAAAGUCCUUGAUGCUCCAGAGCUGCAGGAUGACUUUUACCUCAAUUUGGUGGACUGGUCAUCUCUCAAUGUACUCAGCGUUGGACUGGGUACAUGUGUUUACCUGUGGAGUGCCUGUACCAGCCAGGUAACGAGGUUGUGUGAUUUGUCAGUGGAAGGAGACUCAGUCACAUCAGUUGGGUGGUCUGAAAGGGGUAACUUGGUGGCAGUGGGGACUCACAAAGGCUACGUUCAGAUCUGGGACGCUGGUGCUGGGAAGAGACUCUUUGCCCUGGAAGGACACACAGCUAGAGUUGGAGCAUUAGCAUGGAAUGCAGACCAGUUGUCUUCGGGAAGCCGUGAUCGCAUGAUUCUUCAACGAGAUGUGCGAACUCCUCCACUCCAGUCAGAGAGACGACUGCAGGGACACAGACAAGAAGUGUGUGGUUUAAAGUGGAGUACUGACCACCAGCUGCUCGCUUCUGGUGGCAACGAUAACACGCUACUGGUUUGGAACCAUUCUUCUCUGAGCCCAGUGCAAACAUACAUGGAUCACCUGGCUGCGGUGAAAGCCAUUGCUUGGUCCCCCCAUCAGCACGGCCUGCUGGCCUCGGGAGGCGGCACCGCUGACCGCUGCAUCCGAUUUUGGAACACCCUGACCUCACAGCCCCUGCAGUGUAUGGACACUGGCUCUCAGGUCUGCAACCUGGCCUGGUCCAAGCAUGCUAAUGAGCUGGUGAGCACUCAUGGCUACUCACAGAACCAGAUCUUGGUGUGGAAAUAUCCAGCUCUCACUCAGGUUGCCAAACUCACAGGACACUCCUACAGGGUGCUCUACUUGGCCAUGUCCCCAGACGGUGAGGCGAUAGUGACAGGAGCUGGAGAUGAGACCCUACGCUUCUGGAACGUAUUUAGUAAAACAAGGUCUACAAAGGAAUCUGUAUCAGUUUUAAAUCUCUUCACCAGGAUACGGUAACUUUAAGCAAAUAUUUAAACUCUAAGACUCUAGUUUGAGUGGACCCUGGCAUCACCACUGGAUCACUCAUCAGGACGGUGCUAAGAACGUACAAUGCAAGCUAAGGCAUCUUGUGACAUAUUUUCAGAGAGGAAGUGGCAUCAAGAUCAACAGAGCAAGUUCUGGUUAAUGCUAAUGCUUGAAUUCUUUUUGAUGUUUGUGCUCCUGUUAUGAAUGUAGUCUUUAUUUUGUAAUGUCAAAAAAUGUAUAAGUGAACUGAAAAAAAUCAUAGGCCUUAAAAUAAUUGUGAUAUCAUUUUCAUUUCUGUGGAAUCUGAGAUUGGGAGAGAGGAUUUUUAGUUUUUGUUUAACUCAGGUCUUAUUUAUUUAAUGCUUCAGUGGAGAAAAAUGCCAUUACAUAUUAUGACUAAAGCAUAAAAACCUAACAUGAUCACCUACUAAGGCCUUACAGUGUGUGCACCAUACUUACUGUGAUCCUUGGGGUACGAAGUUUAAGGUGCAGUUUUGCUCCUGUGGACAGAAAGUCUAGUGCUGUGCAUCUAGACUUAUACUACAUGGUUGAUUCUUUGUAGUAAAGGAAGAAAUAAAAGAUGGUGAAACUGAAAAA